Ceutorhynchus assimilis (cabbage seed weevil) is the source of this 1583-nucleotide messenger RNA. NCBI's taxonomy places the organism in Eukaryota, Metazoa, Arthropoda, Insecta, Coleoptera, Curculionidae. The record is from the annotation of a GenBank genome assembly.
GCGGAUAUGUAAUAGUCUACAUCGAACCUUCUACAAUAUGUGUAACGUCGUCGUAUAACUUUCGCUGUGGUGCUCGCUGGUGCAAAUAGAACCCAUUGGUCAGUAUAACGUUUUCACGGACGUCCAUCUAGUCUUCGAUAGUUUAGAAAUAUUUAUUGUUUUGCGCAAAAAGUACCGGUGAUUUAUAAGUGUAUGCAACUGUAAAAACAAAAACAAAAAUGUCCUUGGGAAGUAUUAGGCUGGUGCUAUUGGCAGUACUUCUAGUAUUUAAAUGCGCGAUGAGUAGUAAAUUUGGCACUACUGGAUUCAAGGACGCUGGUCUCACCAAUACGGACCUGAAAGAAAUUCACAGGCAGAAUCAAAUAACCAAGCAAAUCCUGCAAAAUUUCUUAGAAACUAGUUUAUACGGCAAAAGACUGUCAAAUCCGCCGAGCUUGUUGGAAAUUUUACCCAAUGGAGCUGCAGUGGUGCGAAGAUCGCCAAGUAAUAACAUACAAGAACUUCUGGGGAAUUCUACUGAAAACGAUAACGGCGAGAUUUUAGACAGUGACAGAACUGAAAAUAUUUAUUCUUAUUUUGAAGACUUUGACGAUGAAGACUGUCCUAACUGUAUAGAAGACACUCUACCAACUAUGAAUAGGUGGACAAUGCCACUACUUAAAUUAGGAGAGAAACGAUACUAUUUAGGAAUAUUUUUUAAGGCAAAUUAUUUCCGUGCUACCCAGUACUGCCGAUUUCACGGCAUGCAUUUGGCCAGUAUAAGUUCGCAAGAAGAAAACGAUAAAUUGGAAAAAUACAUCAAAGAUUUUGGAUUUGGUAAUGAACAUUUUUGGACCUCCGGUACCGACUUAGCCGAAGAAGGUAACUUUUUCUGGAUGUCCACUGGCCGACCGAUCACUUUCACCAACUGGAACGCUGGCGAACCAAAUAAUUUCGAAUACGAGAAUGGCGAGCAAGAAAAUUGCCUGGAACUCUGGAACAGAGACGGCAAAGGACUGAAAUGGAACGAUUCGCCUUGUUCGUUCGAAACUUACUUCAUGUGUGAGGUUCAGCCUUAAUUUUUUUAUUUAUGUCCAAAGAUAUAGAACUAGAGCUGUGUGUUUCAACAAGGAAAUUAGUCGGAAAUCAGAUUUUCUUGAAAAUAAGUCAUAUUAGAGGAACAAUUUCAAAUAUGAAUUUAUUAUUUCUUAUAGGUAGGUACUUAUUGAAACAAACAUAAGGUUGCAAUUAAGAAUAUGCCGGAUUCUUCAAAAUGUGUUUUUGUUGUAUAUAGUCAUUAAAAUAUAAAAGUGAGAAUGUGAUUACUUAAUUGUUAAAACAAUUUAUUCAGUACGUUAGCUUUAAUUUUGUUAAUAUUAUAAAUCCUGUACAUAAUACUCGUAUUAAGGUUACCUGAUAGGUUGAUAAUAAUAGGCGAAAGAGAAAGAUUAGUAUUGAUUUACAAAAGCAAUAUCGGGUUACUUCCAUUGUAUGGUGUCUCUUUGUUGUUAACUAAUGUGCAAAUUUUUUUUGUCUAGAUGAAAAUUGUAAACCCUCGUAUCAAAAUUUUUUUUGGAAAAUAAAUAACUUAUAUAGGUAUUUUA